Molecule: messenger RNA, 3627 nt
Organism: Sorex araneus (European shrew)
Lineage: Eukaryota; Metazoa; Chordata; Mammalia; Eulipotyphla; Soricidae
Gene: ANKRD65
Product: ankyrin repeat domain 65
Exons: 5
Coding region: 67-1245 (392 amino acids)
Molecular function (GO): protein binding
Source: RefSeq, a predicted model, not a curated record
GCAGGCGGGCCGGGGCGCCGGGUGGACCUGCGGACGCGGGCGCCCAGUGCUCUGGAGGGGGCCGGCAUGCACCCCCUGCCCGCCGACAGGGACGGCGGAGGCGCGGCGCCACGAGACGAGAGGGCAGCAGCCCCGGAGGAAGACCCGGUGGAGGCCGAGCUGGAGCCGGAGCUGCGGUGGGUGGAGCUGGCCGCCGAGGGAGCCCCGGCCUGCGACAGCGCGGAGACCAGGGCACCCCUGCUGCGGGCCGUGUGGCGGGGGCCCGUGGGCCGAGUGACCCAGCUGCUGCGCCAGGGAGCGGACGUAGAGUGCAGGGACGCCGCGGGCCGCACGCCGCUGCACCUGGCCGUGCUGCGCGGCCACGCGGGGCUCGUGCGGAUGCUGCUGCGGCGCGGGGCGCGCGCGGACGCCCGGGACGGCGCGGGGCGCUCGGCGCUGCACGCGGCCGCCUGGCCCUGCGCCGCGCGGCCGGCCGAGCUCCUGCUGGCGCGCGGGGCCCCGGCGGGCGCGCGCGCGCGGGGCGGCCUGUCGCCGCUGCACUGGGCGGCCGCGCUGGGCCGCACGCUGCUGGUCGGCCGCCUGCUGGCCGCGCCCGACGCCGACGCCCGCGGUCCGGACGCGUGCGGCUGGACGGCGGCGCACUGGGCGGCGGCGGGCGGGCGGCUGCCCGUGCUCGAGCUGCUGGCGGCGGCCGGCGCGGCCGACCUGGACGGGGCCCUGCUCGUGGCGGCCGCGGCCGGCCGGGGCGCGGCGCUGCGCCUGCUGCUGGCGCGCGGGGCGCGGCCCGACGCCCGGGACGCCGCGGGGGCCACGGCGCUCGGCGUGGCGGCCAGCGCGGGCCGCGGGCAGGAGAUGGAAGUGCUCCUUGACCACGGUGCUGACCCGAGUCUCCAGGACAAGCACGGCCGCUCUGCCCUGCACAGGGCAGCUGCUCGCGGACACCUGCUGGCCGCUCAGCUGCUGGCCACCUGCGGCGCCGAGGUGGAUGCCCAGGAUGCACUGAGCCUCACACCUUUGCAUCAUGCAGCUCGUGGUGGCCACGUGGAAGUGGCCAGGCACCUUCUGGACAGGGGCGCGCAGGUGGACGCAGAGGGGUGGCUCCACACCACAGCGCUACACCUAGCCAUGGAGCAGGGGCAUGGCCACAUUGUGGAGCUCCUGCUGAGUUGGGGGGCUAGCCCAGCCCUGAGCCUUCCAUGGGGUGACAGCGCGGGAGCGUGGGGUUCUCAGCACCCCCUGCCCUGAGCGACUUGGCCUGCCGGGGUGCUGCACCGGAGGAGGAGCAGCACACGUGACCAGGGCCUGCAUGCCCCACUCCAGCAGCCCCAGGGUUGGGGACCGAGAGACCUGAGUCAGACGCACCCACCGUAUUCCCCCAGCCCCUACUUCCCAAGACAAUGACCCAGAUUAAAUGGUUGGCUCAAAGCUCUCCUUUGGGAUGGUCCAUUCUGCAGCCUGGUCACGGGGUACUCAUGACCCUGACCAACCUUCCCAUCUUCUCGUCUUUGGCCUCAGGCUCACUUAUGGGGGCCAGGGGCCUGACCCUGGGACCCAACCUCACCCUUGGCAUUUGCUAAACUUGAGCACCUGGCUGCUUUGACCACAUGCCUCAGGCCCCUUACCUGGCACAGCUUUCCCUCAGAUCUCUGCCAGCCCUGAUCAGAAACUUCCUUCUUUAGAAACUGGAGAAACCAUUUUCGCAGUAGAUUCUCCUAGCACUAUUAGGGACCUGGGAGAUGCUCAGCGGGCUGGAGCACAGACCUUUUGUGUGGGAGGCCCUUGUUUGACCCAUUCCCCAGCCCCUGUCCCUGCCCUGUGCUCCCCUCAGCACUUCUAGGAGCAACUCUUGACUGUUGUGCUGGAAAGGGUCCCUGGUAUUUCCAGGUGGGACCAAAAUAAUAAUAAACAAAUUUAAAAAGAACCAAAAGGGAAAAAAAGGUGAAUGAAAUUGCACCCCAGUUCCCUAAAGGAGUCAUUGAAGCAGUCCAUGAUUCUGGGCUGAGCAAUGGAGCGCAAGAAGAUGCACAUUGAUGCUAGGGAGAGGGUGCAAGGCAGACGUGGAAUAGGGCAUUCAUGUCUCCUCAGAGCCGGCAGCCACACCUGACUAUGCCCCAGGAAACUGGUCCCUCCGUGUUAUGGGCGCCACGCGCAAAGCCCAGGCAUCCUUAGACUCCAAUGACACAUUCCUGUCCCAGAGCUCUUGUCCCCACCCCCAGCCAACCCCUCCCCCCCACUUCGCUGUCUUGCCUCCUGCUAACAGACUGAUGUAAAAGAAAGCAUCCACCCUGAGUGCAUCUGAGAAUCAGAUGGGGCUGUGGAGGUCAGGUUCCGGGCAUCUGGCACUUCGGGAAUGCCCAGGUGCAAAGUACUAGAGAUGUAGUUUGUGGGUGAUCUGGUUAGAUCCCUGGCAACACAUGAUCUCCUGAGCACCAAACUGGGAGUAAGUCCCCAAACAGAAACCAAACCAAAAAGUCUAAAACCUAGACACAACAGGGUGGGAGAGAAAGUAGAGCGGGAAGGUGCUUGCCUUGCACGUGGCCCACCUGGGUUUGAUCCCCAGGUCCCAUAUGAUCCCCAGACAGAUCCCUGAGUGCAGAGCCAGGAAUAGGACUUGAGCAUACCUGGGUGUUGCUCCAAACACAAAAACAAAAAAGAAAGUAGUGCUGAAGGGGAUCCAUAGCCACAGAGAAACCAGACUCCUCACCCAGCUUCCGAGGGCCCAGCUCUGCUGCUGACAAGCUUGCAGCUCUGCAGGGCUCCUCAGGAGGAACCAGGUCAACCACCAUAUCACCACCAAAUCCUGUCUGGCCGAGUCCACUGUGAAGUACACUCUCCCAGCGCACAACAAAUGGCACUGCUCUGACCCUUAGGUAGCCAGGUCCCCCAGGUCAGACUACUGGACAUGAGGCCAGAGCUGCUGGCCCUUAUGACGAAGUCUUCCAUGUUGCCAGCAAAACAGGGAUUGUUAAAACUCUAGUCUAGCUCAUUGGCUCUAAAUGUACCUUGUUCACCAUAAAAGCAAAAGCAGAAAACAUAAACUGGGCAGGGAAGAGCAGGCUGCGGCUUAGGCUGCAGCCUGAGUCCUCGCAGAGGUUCUGUUUCCAGAUGGCAACUCUGUGGUUUGGAAGGGAAUGUUCUUGCUCUUAGAAGACCCACAAAGAAUUUAGAAAAUCUCCAACUUCCUCUAAAGAGUUCAGAAAAACUCCACUGCUGUGUAUAAAUAUUUAUAGAAAAUGAUUUUAAACAUUUGGUAAUUUGCACAUUGGGAAGUUUCUGGAACCAGCAUUGCGCUUUUUCUGUGGUUUAAAGUUCUGUCCACAGGAUAGGGAGAUAACACAGUGAUGAUGGCACAACCCUCACAUGCCCAGGGCCCUGGAUUGGAACCCUGGCACUUCAGGGGUAGUGCUGGUGGGAAGCAAUGCUACAUUACCUGGCAAGCAAUGAACCAUCUGUCAGGGUGGCAGAGAUCACCAGAAGUGGCCUUUAGGCCUCCUGAGAACUGUGUGGAAGCCCCCAAAUAAAUAAAAUUAUAUCCACAUAAAAAGUGUAACAUGAACAGAAAGCUAGCUUUUAUCUAUUUAUUGAAUUUUGCUCCAGCUGUACUCAGAAGCUACCACUGAUUCUCUG